GCGAAUUUCGUCUUGUGCAGAACAUCACUUCGCAUUUAUUUAAUUUAAUCAAUUACAAGGAUGGAGGAUGAAGCUUGGCAGGAUCUCGUAGGUAUCAGCGCCGACCCGCCCGACAGACGCGACAAGUGCGAGAAGUGCAAACGGCCGGUGGUUGUUUGCUGGUGUCCAGCUUUACCGCAUCCGCCGGAAGUGGUGGCUUCGCAGAUUGUGAUCCUGCAACAUCCCGCCGAGGAGAAGAGAUCGCUGCGCACAGCUCUUAUGCUACAGCUGGGGCUGGAACCCGGAAAAUGUGUGGUCUACAAGGGCAAGCGUUUUCCCAACAAAAACCACGCUGACCUGCAGAGUAUCCUCGACUCUCCACAGACGCUACUCCUGUAUCCCAGCCGGGAUUCAGUACCGCUGGAGGAGGUGGACCGUAGCGCUGGUCCCUACACCCUGGUACUCAUAGAUGGCACUUGGCCGCAGGCCAAGGCAAUCUACGCCAGCAGCCCGGCUCUGCACCGCCUGCGGCAGGUGAAACUCAUCGCCGUGGGCAUCAGCGACUACAUCAUCCGCACCCAACCCACCGAGGGCUGCCUCAGCACCCUGGAGACCGCUGCCCAGUGCCUGGCCGUGCUCGAAUCCCGACCAGAGCUGCGACAAACACUUGUGCGACCGCUGCACACGCUCUGCAAGUUCCAACUGGACAACGGAGCCGUGGAGCACCAGUCAAAGGAGUUCCUGCUUAAAAACAACCAGUACCCCAAACCCAUCGGCAAGCGGCUGAGCCGCCUGCUCAGAAACACCACGUGCGAUGGCAACGAGGAUACGUGAUAGAAGGAGUAGAAAAUCAGCGAAGGAGUUGCAUGUGCCUGCGGUUUAUAGCCAACUAGGUGCAUUGCUCGUAGCAUUUUUGGUUUUGUAACGCUAAUAUUAUAAUUUUCUACUGAUUAGUCCCA
Molecule: messenger RNA, 938 nt
Organism: Drosophila subpulchrella
Lineage: Eukaryota; Metazoa; Arthropoda; Insecta; Diptera; Drosophilidae
Gene: Dtwd2
Product: tRNA-uridine aminocarboxypropyltransferase 2
Exons: 2
Coding region: 61-813 (250 amino acids)
Source: RefSeq, a predicted model, not a curated record